Blastocystis hominis is the source of this 1326-nucleotide messenger RNA. RefSeq lists its product as hypothetical. Bases 1 to 1326 code for a protein of 441 amino acids. The transcript has a single exon. NCBI's taxonomy places the organism in Eukaryota, Bigyra, Opalinata, Blastocystidae. The record is from RefSeq and is a predicted model, not a curated record.
AUGAACAUAUCACACGUUGCUGUAUUGUGUGCUAUAGCGUUUAGCACAGUUCUUGCUAUGUUUUUCUCUUCUUAUAUGGAAAGUCGAAUGGCUGCCCGAGUACCCCAUUUCCUGUCUCUGGUUCGAGACCGCACUAUCUGCAACGUUAAGGAAAUGUUGGAUGCGGUUACUGGGAGUUCCUUUGAAAUGACAAAGAAAAGAAGUUAUAGUGGUGCCAGACUGCAGAAAGAAGAAUUGGUUCAUAAAGAGAAGCCCAAUGUAGAUGGCAUGGUCUGUAAGAGCUGGGCAGUCAUCACGUCCGUCAAUUCUCCCACUGUUGUAGUUCGGCAACUAGCUGAGACAGAGGAGAACCUUUGUGUGGUUGUUGUGGCAGACAAGAAGUCUCCGAUAGAGUAUAACGUAACCCGCGCUCACUUGGUCUAUCUCACCGUGGAGGAUCAGGAGAAGCUCGAUUAUAAUAUUAUGAAGUUAGUACCGUGGAAUCAUUUUGCCCGUAAGAAUGUGGGUUUCCUGUAUGCUAUCCAGCACGGAGCAAAGCGAAUUUUUGAUCUAGAUGAUGAUAAUGAGCUGAUUUCAGACAAGAACAUUAUGAAUCAGGUCUUCCGUAAGGAUAAGAAGACAUUCAAGUUCGUUAAUACGACUCAGUACGUGACCAACCCUUACAUGAUCUAUCUGAACAAGGAGGGUGAGUACAUUUGGCCUCGUGGCUAUCCUCUGGAGGCUAUCAAGACCCCUCAUGAUUACUCCUUCAUCGACGAAAACCCCUCUGAGAAGUCUUCGCUGGUGAAUAAAAUCGGCGUGAUCCAAUACUUGCAGAACGUGAAUCCGGACCUGGAUGCGAUUUACCGCAUCACGAGUACGAUUCCUUCCACCUUCGACCCCUCCAUCACCUAUUGUAUCAUUUUAAAGAAGACGUCAUUCUCUCCAUGGAACGCCCAGUCGACUGUAUUUGAAUAUGAAACCUUUUGGGGUAUGUUGCUUCCGAUGACCGUGCACGGCCGCGUCUCGGACAUUUGGCGAUCGUACUUCACGCAACGAGUGAUGUGGGAGCGCGAUAAAUACAUGGCGUUCUGCCCUUCCAUCGUGAAUCACAUUCGAAACCAGCAUAGACUGAUCAAGGACUUCGAUGCGGAGAUGCCGCUCUACACGCAGACCGAAGCGAUGCUGAAGUUCUUGAACGAGUGGACGCCGAAGGCGCAGGAAGUUCCAGAGAUUUUGGAAGAGUUGUAUGUGGAGAUGUACGAACGCGGCAUCGUGGAGCUUCGCGAUGUGGAGUUCAUUCAAGCGUGGAUCCGGGAUCUAGUGCAGAUCGGCUAUCGGUUUUGA